AUGGACCGACUAAGACUUCAAACUAGAUCAAUUCCUGCUUAUAGUAUUUUGGGACUUAUUAAUAGCGCAACAUAUUCCAAUAUAACAGCAUUAAAUGAUACAAAUAACGGCGCUAUAGACCUUACCUUAGGUGCUAUUGCUGGUAAUCAUAUUAUGGCUCAUAAUAAUUAUGGAAGAAUACAAAAUGACGCUAAAAUUUUUCAUCAAAUUAAUUAUAUUUCACCAAGUCCAAUUGAUUGCAUAACAAUUAGUGAUGACGACAAUGAUAUUAACACUGUGCAUCAACAAUCUGCACAAUCUGCUCAAUUUGCACCAUUUGCUCACUCUUCUGGUCAAUCUUUUCAAUUUGCUGGUCAAUCUGCUAGUCAAUUUGUUCAAUCUAUUCAAUCUGCCGGUCAAUCUCCUAGUCAAUCUGUUCAAUCUGUUCAAUCUAUUCAAUCUGCCGGUCAAUCUCCUAGUCAAUCUGUUCAAUCUGUUCAAUCUAUUCAAUCUGCUGGUCAAUCUGUCCAAUCUGCUGGCCAAUCAUUGCAAUAUAUUCAGCAUAAUUAUAUGCGUCAAGAACCUAAUUAUUUUCAACGCUUGGCCUCACCAUCUACUUCAUCAAUAGUUCUCGGAGAACAGAGACCAAUUAUCAUUGAUGGCUUAAAUAUUGGUUAUGCUCAUGGAUGCAAUAAGAAAUUUUCUGCAAAAGGCAUUGUUUUAUGCGUACAGUAUUUUACUAAUCUAGGAUUUCGAGCCGUGAGAAUUUUAUUACCACAACAUUAUCAAGGAAUGCCUGGAUCAGAAACUCACUCAAACAUCAGUUUGUUAUUGAACGCUGGUUAUGUUUUUUUUACACCUAGUAGAAAAAUUAAAAACGUUCGUCUAACAUGCUACAGUGAUCGAAUUAUACUUGAUCAUGCUUACAACUGUGGUGGAGUAGUUGUAUCAAAUGAUAACUUUAGGGAUCUGUAUGAAGAAAAUGAAAAGUUUAAAGAAGUCAUUGAAAACAGGCACAUAAUGAUCAUGUUUAUCAAUGACGAAAUUAUUGUUCCAUCUGAUCAGUAUAGUCGUCAAUAUCCAAAUUUGUAUCUUUCAAAUAUUUUGCAUUUUCCAUCUUAA
Rhopalosiphum maidis (corn leaf aphid) is the source of this 1101-nucleotide messenger RNA. RefSeq names its product endoribonuclease rege-1-like. NCBI's taxonomy places the organism in Eukaryota, Metazoa, Arthropoda, Insecta, Hemiptera, Aphididae. Gene Ontology annotation, cellular component: cytoplasmic ribonucleoprotein granule; nucleus. The coding region runs from base 1 to 1101 and encodes 366 amino acids. The record is from RefSeq and is a predicted model, not a curated record. Gene Ontology annotation, molecular function: mRNA binding; RNA endonuclease activity. The transcript is spliced from 5 exons.